AUGGAUCAAAUUCCGGGUGCACCCCCAAUGUUAAAAGGAUCGGACUCAAGGAAGUAUACUCAGUUGCUGUUCAAACCAAGCGCGACACCAGAAUUGAUCCUGAAACGAUUCAAAAUGUCAAACAUGCCAAAGUAUGAUGGGACUUCAGAUCCCCAGGAGCACAUCACUACCUAUACAACGGCGGUGAAGGGUUACGAUUUAGCUCCCCAUAAGAUUGAGUCAGUCUUACUGAAGAAAUUAGGGGAGACCCUUACGAAGGGAGCCCUGACAUGGAAGGUACAUGUCCGAAAGGCCGACAUAUUCAAGAUUACACAAGGAGAGUCAGAAUUGCUAAUGGAGCUCGUGACCAAAUUUCAAAAGGAAAGGAUGCUCCUACCGGCCUUACGGGAUGAAUGUGCAGCUGAAGCAUUUACUAAAACUUUGAAUCCGAGAAGUUCUUACGCUUCCUGGAAAUGGAAAGAAAGUUUGCUCGAUUUCCAAGCAACAACUUGGGUGGAUGUUCACAACCAGUAUGAGUCAAAUAUAAAAAUUAAGGAUGAUCAGCUCGGUUUCUCGGUGUCGGCCAAUGGUCAGGAUCGGGAGAAGAAUAAAGAGAAAUUAAAGGAUAAUUUCGACACAGAUCGACGGUCUUCAAGGGGCCGAGAGGAUGCUACAGAGGACAAGGAGAUAUCAGGGUCUCUAGAUUCUUCCUACCCCAGGCUUUCUGAAUACAACUUCAACGUCAGCAUAGUGGAGCUGGUGUCGGCUAUGAGGAACAUUAAAGAAACAUGGUUCCUGAAGCCAAUGAGAUCUGAUCCUAGCCAAAAGGAUUCUAAUUUAUGGUGCGAAUACCAUGGGACAAACGAUUACCAGACUGGGGACUGUCGACAUCUGUGCAAAGAGGUGGAGACAUUGCAGAAAAAUGGCCAUCUCAGGGAAUUGUUGAGUGAUCGAACUAAAAUAAUUACGACCGCAAUCGCGAUAAAGCAGAGCCUUCGAAAGCAGGAGAGGAUCCUCCACAUUUGA
Molecule: messenger RNA, 1005 nt
Organism: Nicotiana tabacum (common tobacco)
Lineage: Eukaryota; Viridiplantae; Streptophyta; Magnoliopsida; Solanales; Solanaceae
Source: RefSeq, a predicted model, not a curated record